GUUGACGAUCGAAUGCGGACGUUUAACAAUGUCAAGCCAUCAAUCGCGACCAAAGCCUACCUGCCCGCCAAAAUCCCAAGUACCGGCCCUGACAUUCCUUUACGCCAAUUGAAGAAGAACGAAUCACAGCCUGCUGUCGCUAUCGUUUUUACCGACUCGGCAUAUUCUAGCGUCACCUGUGAACGAUUUCGAGCGCGUAACUACCUUUGACUGCACCAACAUUGGAUCUCCCAUCUCGAUCACCCAUAUUAGUCGCUCGUUCUCACCAAAACAAAUGAACGAAAACACGAUCAAAAUAACGAAUUGACCCGUUGUGCGGCGGCUUGGGCCUUGGCAGAGCGAUGACUACUCAAAGUAACCCAUUUCUCCAGCCGGCGGGCUCGAUCAAUACCAACACUUUCGCUUCAGUCGUCCCGGCGAAUCCCAAUCCUUUUGCGCAGAUUUCCUCUCAGACCAAACCAGCUGCAGCAAAUCCUUUCGCUGCGGCAUCAUCUGGGCUACAGCCACCGUCAAACACAUUCGCGGCAAAGCGUCCACGGUCAGCAUCUCCGUUUACCCAAGCACCAGCCAUCAAGCCGAGACAGGCCAAAAAUCCAUUUGCGAAGGAUGAUUUCACUACAAAGCCGGAAGACCGCCCUAGCGCACCUAGAGUCGAGGCAAAGAAGGUCUCUGACUUUGUUAAGCCGGCGUGGGCGAAAGUAUCAGAAACUACGACGAAUCCCUCGACAAACAGAAACACACUGCCGAAUGCAAAGCGCAAGGCCGAGCUCGGGGCCCAGAUGCAACAGAAGCACCCAAAGACGGUCUCUCAUUCCAAACCAGCCACAGGCCGUCACGGGUUUCCACCGAAAGGCCCCAAUGUUACAAUGAUUGGGAAUGCUAUGAACACGCAUAGUACUCGUCGUGGAACUGAUGAAUUCGCGAAAAGGAUUUAUAAACAACUUGCAAAAGAUGGCAUCGCGCCUCCACAAUGGCCGCAGGACCCUGGAAGUCGGACGCAACGAGCUGCCAUGGACAAAUUUCGUGAAGAACACAAGAACUACCGCGAGAAAGCUCGGCAAUCCUUGAUCCAGGCUGGACUCAUCGACGACCCCGACGAGAAGAAACGACUUGACCAGGCCAUCGAGUUCAAAGGGAUUUGUGAGGAGAUGUGCCCCGAGUGGGAAAAGAUUACUCGAAUCACAGAGCACGAUGUCAAGGCAGCUGAGAAGGAGGAUCGCAACGGUGAAAUGGUUGCAAAACCACAAAUCAUGGUGAAGCGUCUAGCCAGAUCAGCUGCUGGACAAGAAGCCCCCUUACCAAUGGACGUGCGAUCAUCGGCUGGAUUACGCAAGUCUCUUGACUACUUGAUCGACGAGCUUAUCCCGUCCGACGACCUGCUACCGAACCGACAUAACUUCCUUUGGGACCGGACAAGAGCGAUUCGCCGCGACUUCGCAUUUCAGGCCUAUGCCAUGGGGCCCGAGGAAAUCAAAGACCAGGUGUACUGUCUCGAGACCAUCAUCAGAUUUCAUGUUACGGCCCUUCAUCUGUUGUCCCAGCCGGGAUUUGCGGUCGAGGACUUUUCCGAGCAACAAGAGAUCGAACAACUAGGCAAGUCCUUACUGUCGUUGAUUCAUACGUAUGAUGAUUGCGCCGACAAGGAGAUCGAAUGUGAAAACGAAGCAGAAUUUCGUAGCUAUUACGUCCUUUUCAAUGCUCAUGAUCCCGCACUGAAGGAGACAGUUCAAGGAUGGGGUGCUCGCUUCUGGACGUCUGAUGAUAUACGAACCGCCAUGUGUCUUGUUGAAGCAAUGGAAAAUAAUUCCAGACUCCACGGCCCACUCACUCCUGCGGCGCCAACCGAGACUGCAUUGGACAUGGCAUCUAUGUUCUUCUCCAUUGUCUCUGCCCCUCAGAUCUCGUACACCAUGGCCUGCUUUGCCGAAAUCCAUUUCAACAGGGUACGGCGAAGCAUACUUCAGAUCAUUAAAAAAGCAUACUCACGGCCACGCGAUGGACCGAAGGAUUUGACCCCGGCCUUUUUGAGGCGGCGCCUUCAUUUCGAUACUGAGGAGGAAGCCAUUGAGUAUGCGGAGCAACAUGGCCUAGUGUUCGAGGAGGAGAUGGGUAACCGGAACCUCGUUGUCAAUGCCCGGCAAACGUAUGAAGAGCCGCGAAUCCCCCAUUCAUUUUCCCAUGGAAUCGUGGAACGCAAACGUUGUAGAAGAUCAUUACCGGACGUCAUACACGAAACCGUCUUCGAAAGCGCCGAUGAACACGAAUCUCCAGACCACAGUGAACAUGACAGUCUGUUCGUGGAAGAACCCCAGAGCAUCUCCUUCGAAUCCGGACGAAGUACACCACUACAGGAUAUUGAGAAUGCCGAACCGACACCUAACCCGAUUUUGACAUCUUCGGUUCUUCAUGAUGCGGCCAGCAAGCCAUCUCUGACCGAAGCCGACCCCAAGCCUAAAAGCCUUGGGAUUCAACCAGGCACUUCCUUAUUCGCCCAAGCUGACAAGCCUCUUGGCCAAAGCACCUCAACUAUACCCCCAUAUCCUCUAAGUGGGUUGUUGCAAGGAUCCAGCUCCAUCUUCUCAAAGCCCCCGAAUCUACAGAGUGGCCAGAAGUCAUCGGAAGGCUUAGCCACUGUGCCGCCUUCACAGUCAAACGAAAAGAAGGUCACGUUUGGAGACAAUACUUAUAUAGAACCCCCGAGCUUUCCUACAAGCAGCAAUGUAUCCUCGAGUGUCUUCAACUUCCUCAACGAAAAUGAUGGCCAUACACCUUCUGUCGCAAACCCUUUGAAUCCCAGCAGUGGCCAAUCCUCUUGGUUCCCUUCAAUAGCGCCAGAUACAACUACUGCUGCAGGCAACAAAGAUGGAUCGCAGGGUUCCAUCAUUUCUGGUGCAUCAGCAACACCUGGAACAGGUUUCAAAUUCUCUGGCUUUGCGACCACAUCAAGCACUGCUCCUCUACCUGCAUCGAGCACGUCUGUAGGCCCAUCGCCAUUCUACAAAGCGCCUGCGGUGAAAUCACCUACAAGCCAGGACGAUGCACUAAUAUCAAGUCAAGUGCCUCCAUCAGGAUCCAUGCCCGCUUUGUUGACAGUUUCUCCGCCGACCCAGGCCCAGCUGUCUACCUCUAACCCAAACACCACAACAACGGACCCACGGUUUGCACUAACCCAAGCCAGCUUCCAGCUCACUCCUCAGGCACCGACCCUGGCUCAACCCCAGCCGCAGAACGACCCAUUCGGGAAUUUCACCCGGUGGUUCGUUUGCGGUGAUCAUGGAUUAUUGGAAGACCAAUUGGAGGAGUGGCUGGUGAGGAAUUUACUGGAGAAUGCAUGGAAGAGCUUCCAGCAAAUGGAAAAUGAGCGUAGAAGACGAGAGGAGGACGAGAAGUCCUGGGCGAUAGCGCGCAAGUACCGGGAGGAAUAUCUACACGUGAAGUUCUUCUACCGUUGGCUUGAAGGCUUCCGCAAGCGCAGCGUAGUCAAACGUAUCAAGAUGGAACGAGAUAAGUUUAGGCAGUGGAAUCUUCCUGAGAAUGUUGCCAAGCGGGAGGCUGCAGAAAGGGCCACAAAAGAGAGGAACGAGCGGGAAGUAGUGGAUGCACUGCGUAGGAGUGCUAAGGCAAAGGCAAAGAAGGAACAGAAUAUGAGAGAGUCUAUCCGAACACGAGAACAGAAGGUCGAGGAGGCACUACUCGCGUCGGGUAUCUUUGACGGAGUGCGAGACCAACGGGCGGCCGCCCAUCUGGCUGCUAGAGACGAUAAGAUCGACUCAGUAGUUCAUGCACCACCACCCUCGGAGAAAUCCAAGCUCCGACUUGAAAACCAGCGUCGCCGGAGUCACGGUCUGCCACCUCUACAAUGUAUGCCCGAGCCUCAACCCUUCAAAGAAGGCUCCAAGACAGCCAAAAUAAAGGCACUUUCCAGUGGGCGGGAUUCCCUUUCGAUGUCGACCGGGAGCAUACGGAACUCGACCUUCAGCUCGAGCUAUCGGUCUAGCAUCGGCUUCAACAACAGCCGUGUCGCCAAGACAAGGAAGUCACGAGUUUCGGAUCCAUACUGGCGUUUGAAGGCAAACGGUCUGGUGCAGAUGCCAAAUGGAGAAUAUCUACAUGAGUCUCUGGCGAACCCGAUGCGGCAAGAAGGCAAGCGUUACGAAGGGUUCGGAGAUUUCGGUCUUCCUCGCACAGCGUCGGUCACACCAUCACAGUCAACGCCACCCAGAGCCGACUUGACCGACUACAGUCUUCCAUUAGAACACACCCGGUGCAUUCGGGUGAGCAGUUCACCUUCUAUUGCGUCAAUUUCUGCCUGCAAGCGGAAGCGUCGACCGCAAGACGACGAAGACAAGGAUUUAGCAGCGUACAGAAGCGAGGCUUCAGCAAGCACUCGGAAGAGGCCGAGAAGUGACGACUCCCUCGACAGCGAUAAGGAAUUCUUGGAUCGGAUCGGGAGUCUGUUGCAGGAGGUGCAGAAAGAAACGAGGCAGUAGAAAUUUUCAUGAAUACUUAGGAGGGCCAAAUGAGACUUUCAGAUUCGAUGUUGUACACUGCAUUGGGGGCCGGCUGGUUGUUUGAUAUUUGUUUCCAAAUACAUCAGCAAUACAGACGCACGGGAAAGUUGCAUCGGCUGGCGUUUUCAGGAGCGAGCGAGCUGUGUACCCAGGCUGUUUCUAGUGAAGGGCUUAUGAUACCCUAUGAUAGUUGGACAGAAGAUAAUUUUUUGUGCUCUUCAAGAUAUGG
Pseudomassariella vexata is the source of this 4740-nucleotide messenger RNA. Its product is annotated as SAC3/GANP/Nin1/mts3/eIF-3 p25 family-domain-containing protein. The transcript is spliced from 2 exons. Lineage: Eukaryota; Fungi; Ascomycota; Sordariomycetes; Amphisphaeriales; Pseudomassariaceae. The record is from RefSeq and is a predicted model, not a curated record. Gene Ontology annotation, cellular component: transcription export complex 2; cytoplasm; nucleus. Bases 342 to 4490 code for a protein of 1382 amino acids. Gene Ontology annotation, biological process: mRNA export from nucleus.